UUCAGCGAGGAGGGAUCUCUGCUUUACUGAGAGAAUCAUCAUGGCAGUAGAUGUCCCUGGACUCGUCUCUGUGAUUGUUUUUUAUGUUUGCAUCCUGGCAAUUGGAGUUUGGGGGUCUCGAAAAUCCAAGAAAGUGGAGAAGAAGUGCUCCGGCUCAAAGAGUGAAGUUGCCAUCGUUGGUGGCCGCAACAUCAACAUCCUGGUUGGAAUUUUCACCAUGACAGCAACAUGGGUUGGUGGUGGUUACAUUAUGGGAACUGCUGAGUCUGUUUAUUCUCCUUCUCAAGGUCUUGUCUGGGCUCUGGGCCCCCCUGCAUAUGUCUUGUGUUUUUUUGUGGCUGGAUUGUUUUUUGCAAAACCUAUGAGGUCAAAGCGUUAUGUGACAAUGUUGGACCCAUUUCAGAAUCGCUAUGGCAAAGUAUUCACUGCAAUACUCCUGCUUCCUGCUUUGGUCAGCGACAUAUUAUGGGUGGCCUGUAUCCUUGCUGCUCUUGGUGGAACAGUGAGCAUAAUUCUUGGGUUGUCUUCUACCAUCUCCAUCAUCAUCUCAGCAGCUGUCUCCAUUGUCUACACAUUAUUAGGGGGUCUCUACUCAGUUGCAUACACUGAUAUCAUUCAGCUUUGCUUUAUUUUUGUCAGCUUGUGGCUUUGUGUUCCUUUUAUGGUUCUUAGUCCAGCAGUUACUGUCAUCUCACAUACACUCCCACUCAACCAAACACAUGAACAUGCAUGGUUGGGAAACCUGGACAUGGAAGUUGCAGGAAAGUGGGUUGAUGACAUGCUUCUUAUGGCUUUAGGGGGACUGUCUUAUCAAGCUCUAUAUCAAAGAAUUCUUUCAGCAGCCUCUUCUGUUCAGGCUCAGAUAUGCUGCUUUGCUGCGGCUUUGACAGUUUUUAUUAUGGGAAUCCCCUCAGUUGUCAUUGGAGUGAUGGCUUCUGCUGCAGACUGGAACCAGACUGCAUACGGUCUUCCCCCUCCUUUUGAGCGUGGAGAUGCAGGGAAGAUCUUGCCUCUCGCUCUGCAACAUCUCACACCCACCUGGGUGGCAGUGCUCGGCAUUGGUUCUAUAGCUGCAGCUGUUAUGUCCUCCAUGGACUCGGCGCUGCUAUCCUCUGCGUCCAUGUUUACACAAAACAUAUACAAGACGACUUUGAGGAAAACGGCCUCAGAGAGGGAGCUCCAGUGGGUAAUCCGUAUUGGGGUUCUGGUCGUGGGCCUGGCUGGAACAGGUCUGGCUUUUGGAGAUGACAGUGUGGCCGCUCUCUGGUUUUUAAGUGGAGAUCUGCUCUACUGUGUGAUUUUCCCACAGCUGCUUUGUGUUCUCCACUUCCAACGUGCAAACACUUAUGGUGCUUUUUCUGGUUUCGUGGUGGGUUUGUUGCUGCGUGGACUGAGCGGGGAGCCCACACUUGGGAUCCCUCCUGUUCUCCUGUACCCUGGUUGGAGGGAGGAGGAUAAUGUGAUCAGACAGUACUUUCCUUACAGAACUAUUGCCAUGUUGUUUUCUGUGGUAAGUAUUCUAGCAGUUUCAUGUCUGCUGAACCUGGUUUUUGAGCAUGAACUUAUCCCGCAGUCCUGGGAUUUUCUGGAGGUUUUUAAAAAAAAGAAUGAGAUAGAGGAGGAUGAAGAACCUGACUCUAGUGAGGAAAUGAACCAAGUUCUCCAUACUAAAUUCUAAGCUAAACUUCAAACCUAAAGAAUAAGUCAAAGCACACACAAUUUUUGACCAGAAGUUGUUUUUGUGAUUUAUCUAGGGAACUAAACCACUAUUUUUUUUAAGCAAAAAUGGUAUCCCAAAAAAAAAAACAUUGUAUUAUUUGGUGUUCAACAUAUUGGCUCUUUCAAAGUAAGGGAUCUCCACUGAAAGACCAUCAGGAUUUAAGUAAAUAUUUUAUUAGAUUUUACUAGUUUAACUGAAUCCAAAACAUACAGUCUAAGUAGAUGAAAUGUCUUUGUGUUAAAGUAUAAUAAACAUGUUUCCUAAAAAGUUUAUAUUCUUGAAAUUUCGGUUUGUUGAUAUUUUUCUUGAUACAUUUGCAUUUGUUACAAUGUAAUUACAAAAUCACAGAUUUUUUUUUGAAACAAUAAUGCAAUAACGAUAUUGGUAAAACUAAUGGCAAGAAAAAGAACAGUGUGUGAACUGCAUUUUCAAAUUGAAAGGUUUAUUUUUUUUCUCCAUUUAAAGCAAGGUUUUGUUUUUACUUGCAAAAGAAAAGUUCAAAGGUUUGUGUUUUUCAAUUUCUUAUUUUCCACUUUAUCAGUUAUAGUUUUCAUAACCUAAAGAUAAUAAAAGUAAUAUGCUUAUAAUUAUACAUUCAUAUUUUAUUAUACCAAUGUUCAACUGCAUAUUCAGCCAUUGUUAAUUGUACUUUGCUUUCUAAACAUUUUUAAAGGUU
Messenger RNA from Poeciliopsis prolifica (blackstripe livebearer), 2396 nucleotides. Its product is annotated as high affinity choline transporter 1-like. Gene Ontology annotation, molecular function: choline:sodium symporter activity. The record is from RefSeq and is a predicted model, not a curated record. Gene Ontology annotation, biological process: choline transport; acetylcholine biosynthetic process; transmembrane transport. NCBI's taxonomy places the organism in Eukaryota, Metazoa, Chordata, Actinopteri, Cyprinodontiformes, Poeciliidae. The transcript has 9 exons. The coding region runs from base 41 to 1678 and encodes 545 amino acids. Gene Ontology annotation, cellular component: plasma membrane.